AGGGCGCAGAGCGGGCGGCCAUGGCGGCGGCGGCGGCGGCGGCGGCGGGGCGAUGGGGCCUGCGGGGCCUGCGGGGCCGCAACCUCCGCAUCCUCACCAAGCCGAGUCCGGCCUGGUACUCCGCGUCCUCCUCCUCGUCUUCGGCGCCGACGGUCAGACUCUUCAUCGACGGCAAAUUCGUCGAGUCCCGGAGCGACGAAUGGAUCGACAUCCACAACCCGGCCACCAACGAGGUGAUCGGGCGGGUCCCCAAGGCCACCCGGGCGGAAAUGGAGGCCGCCGUCGCCUCCUGCAGACGAGCCUCGCCUGCCUGGGCCGAGACGUCGGUCCUCAGCCGCCAGCAGGUCCUGCUCCGUUACCAGCAGCUCAUCAAGGAGAACCUGAAAGAAGUGGCGAAGCUCAUCACCCUGGAGCAAGGGAAAACCCUGGCUGACGCGGAGGGAGAUGUGUUCCGAGGCCUACAGGUGGUGGAACACGCCUGCAGCGUCACGUCCCUCAUGUUGGGCGAAACCAUGCCCUCCAUCACCAAGGACAUGGACACGUACACCUACCGCCUCCCUCUGGGAGUGUGCGCCGGGAUCGCCCCCUUCAAUUUCCCGGCCAUGAUCCCGCUCUGGAUGUUCCCCAUGGCCAUGGUGUGCGGGAACACUUUCCUCAUGAAGCCGUCGGAGCGCGUCCCCGGAGCCGCCAUGCUCCUGGCCAAGCUGCUGCAGGAUUCCGGAGCCCCGGACGGAGCGCUCAACAUCAUCCACGGGCAGCACGAAGCCGUGAACUUCAUCUGCGACCACCCGGAGAUCAAAGCGAUCAGCUUCGUGGGCUCCAAUCAGGCCGGAGAGUACAUCUACGAGCGCGGAUCCAGGAACGGCAAGAGGGUCCAAGCCAACAUGGGAGCCAAGAACCACGGAGUGGUCAUGCCCGAUGCCAACAAGGAGAACACCCUGAACCAGCUGGUGGGAGCCGCCUUCGGGGCCGCCGGCCAGCGCUGUAUGGCCCUGUCCGCGGCCAUCCUGGUCGGGGAUGCCAAGAAGUGGUUGCCGGAGCUGGUGGAGAGAGCCAAAAACCUACGCGUCAAUGCCGGAGACCAGCCCGGAGCGGAUCUGGGGCCCCUGAUCACCCCGCAGGCCAAAGAGCGGGUCUGUCGCUUGAUCGAGAGCGGGACGAAGGAAGGCGCGUCCGUCCUCCUGGAUGGACGGGAGAUCCAGGUCAAGGGCUACGAGAAGGGCAACUUCGUCGGCCCGACCAUCAUCUCCGAGGUCAAGCCAAACAUGACCUGCUACAGGGAAGAGAUUUUCGGGCCCGUCCUCGUGGUCCUCGAGGCGGAUACCCUGGACGAAGCCAUCAAGCUGGUGAACGAGAACCCCUACGGAAACGGGACCGCCAUCUUCACCACCAACGGAGCCACCGCUCGCAAAUAUUCCCAUUCGGUGGACGUGGGACAGGUGGGAGUGAACGUCCCCAUUCCGGUGCCUCUGCCGAUGUUCUCCUUCACCGGCUCGCGCUCGUCCUUCAGGGGAGACACCAACUUCUACGGCAAACAGGGCAUCCAGUUUUACACCCAGCUGAAGACCAUCACCUCUCAGUGGAAAGAGGAAGACGCCACGGUCACCUCUCCCGCCGUCGUCAUGCCCACCAUGGGUCGCUGAGCCCCGCUCGCCCCACGGUCGCUCCGUCCCCGCCGACCCUCCCUCCCCUCUUCCCCGGCCCGCCCCGAGAGCUUGUCCGACUCAGCCGGGAUCCUCAGGGUUCCCCGAGCGUGGGGAAACCCUGACCGCCCCCGGUUCACCCAUCCCUCCCUUUAAGCUGUGAAAGUCAGAAUGGGAGACGGCGGGGGGGGGGGAGAGGGGUGUGGGGAGUCACCGCCCCCCUCCACCCCCCUCCACCGUCCUCUCCCCUUCGGUAGCCGUCGCGCGCCGCGAGCUCCUCCCCCGCUCCCUCUCCCAGCGCCCCGGCCGCGCCCCGGCCGGGCUCGGUCCCUCAGCGACGUCCCCGCGGAAGACGCGGCGCCGACUCCGCGUCGGGGCUCGGGGGCCAACGGGAGGACGGGGGUGCGGAGGACGGACGGGGGCGGGCGUCGGAGGGCCGCGACGGGCCGGCGUGGGAGAGCCAGCCCUCCCGGAGCAGCGACCGCUACCCGUGUUGCCCGGGGAGGCCCGCCCCUCUCACCCCCCCCCCCGCCCCCC
Messenger RNA from Ornithorhynchus anatinus (platypus), 2180 nucleotides. RefSeq names its product aldehyde dehydrogenase 6 family member A1 (gene ALDH6A1). Gene Ontology annotation, cellular component: mitochondrion. Gene Ontology annotation, molecular function: malonate-semialdehyde dehydrogenase (acetylating, [NAD(P)+]) activity; methylmalonate-semialdehyde dehydrogenase (acylating, NAD+) activity. Bases 21 to 1643 code for a protein of 540 amino acids. The transcript has 12 exons. Gene Ontology annotation, biological process: thymine catabolic process; L-valine catabolic process. The record is from RefSeq and is a predicted model, not a curated record. Lineage: Eukaryota; Metazoa; Chordata; Mammalia; Monotremata; Ornithorhynchidae.